Ilex paraguariensis (yerba mate) is the source of this 1116-nucleotide messenger RNA. Lineage: Eukaryota; Viridiplantae; Streptophyta; Magnoliopsida; Aquifoliales; Aquifoliaceae. The record is from the annotation of a GenBank genome assembly.
CCCUUCAGGUCCAAGGCUUUCACUUUUCCUUUCCUUUCCUUUCCUUAAGCUCGAAGCCUUUCACUUUCUCUCUCUCUCUCUCUUUCUCUCCAAAACCCUCGGUUUUAAGAAACAAAUCCAACAUGGACGCACCAUUCGACUACGACGAAGACGAAUCUGAUCAAGCCUGCGUGCGUGGACAUGGAUUCAUCUGUUAGAGCAGUUGAAAAACUUCUCGGUUACAGAUUUCAGAACAAAAAACUCUUAGAAGAGGCCUUAACUCAUUCUUCCUACAUCGAUUCCGAGUCUUACGAACGCCUCGAGUUCUUCGGCGAUGCCGCUUUGGGUCUCGCAAUUUCCAAGUAUUUGUUCAUAAUCUACCCUGAAAUUGACCCUGGCCAACUCACUCUCCUCCGCACCGUCAAUAUCAGCACUGAGAGGUUCGCUCGUGUCGCCGUCCGACACAGGCUCUAUUCAUAUGUCCAACGCCGUAAUGUUGCCGCUCUUGAUGGCAAGGUUAGGGAUUUUACUGAAGCGGUUCAGCAAGAAGAUGAUACGAACGUGUACGGUGGAGAUGUGAGGGCACCGAAAAUUCUCGCGGACAUUGUGGAAUCUUUGGCAGCCGCUGUAUAUAUUGAUUGUGAUUAUGAUUUGAACAUUUUGUGGGGGGUGCGUGCAACAACCACAACCGGUGACGAUGCUUUUGAGCUAUGCCAGAAGGAAAGAAAGCGGCUGGAUAUAAGGAAUCGAAAGAAAGGGAAGACAAACAUUACUAGUGUUUGUGUAGAUGGGAAAUUUAUUGCCUCUGGUCGUGCAGAUCAGACAAAACAAGCGAAGCUUAAUGCAGCCAAGGCAGCUCUGAAGAAGUUGUCAUAUUCUACAAUCAGUGAUGAGAUGAAAGGAGCAAAACAGAAGUUACAAGAACUUUGUGGCAAGAAGAAAUGGCCAAAACCAAGUUAUAGAAUUGAGAGAGAGUCAGGUCCUGAUCAUAAGAAGAGAUUCAUAUGCUCAGUUCAAAUUGAAACUACAGAAGCUGUGCUGUCUGUAGAGGGAGAUGAAAAGUGGAGGGUAAAAAAUGCAGAGGCCUCCGCAGCUUCUAUGAUGCUCCAACACUUACUAGAAACAAGGCAUACAUGA